Messenger RNA from Triticum aestivum (bread wheat), 2333 nucleotides. RefSeq names its product callose synthase 1-like. NCBI's taxonomy places the organism in Eukaryota, Viridiplantae, Streptophyta, Magnoliopsida, Poales, Poaceae. The transcript is spliced from 3 exons. The coding region runs from base 1534 to 1962 and encodes 142 amino acids. The record is from RefSeq and is a predicted model, not a curated record.
GUUGUCUAAUGUUUUUUCUCUUCGCAUUUUUCUCCUACCUACCACGUAUCUGUUUGUUGCCAGAGUGGAUCUAUGGCACCAAAUUCUUGGAUAAAUAAUGAGUGCCUAGAUAUGUAUGUAUGCUGACAUGUGAGUUAAUUAUUUGGAAAAAAAUAUAAUCAUAUAUGUAUUGCCAACAAUUUUUAUGUUUAAAGCAACCAAUUUUGUGAAAAGAGUAGAGAGAAAGAUACAUGUGUAAUUUCUUGAUGUUGCAGCGGAUGAUGGAUACUCGAUCUUUAAACAUAAGCACAGAUGAAUAGGUACAAAUUCGAGGAAAGACCAAUGAAAUAGUUGUCUGUACACAUUUGUGCCAGUUUUUUAUCUGGUUGUCUGGUUGCAUUAUUUAUCCGGUUUAAAUUCAGCUUGAGUAGAUUGUUAUCCGUGAGUGAUACUUGCUACUAUUUGUCGCCAUGCACCAAUUUCCAUACCUAUUUUAGGCACAGAAACCAACCAUGACUGGAAAUCAUGCAUAUAUAAUUUACUAUGGUUCAUGAUGAGAAAAUCAUGAUUUAGUAAACGAAAGGUGGUUUGUUUGCUAACAGUAAUGAGUAUAAAUGUAAAUCGCAGAUCAUACGCUGCUGCUACGGGCUCCAUGUUGUUUAGGCUAGACAACACAACGGUGCUUCUGUUAUCUAUAGUUGAAUUCACAGUUUAAUAUUCUUUGAUUGAUGCUUGUGUUAUAUUUGGUUGAAGGGACGUCCUUGUUAGUUUGCAUGGUCUACGUAAGAAGGGGCAAUACAAUGCUUGUCAAGUUUGUUUAUAUUCUGAUGGCUGUUGAAUUCUAGACAAUGGAGACGUGAAAUUUUUAUGUACAUAGGUACUAGCCAUAGAAUACUUUACUCAUUGACGACGGGUAGUUUUAGAGAACUUCUGAAAAUUCCAAUCCAGGUUUUCUAUGUUCCAUUCAGGAAGAACGCACAGUCUGCACUGGGGUAUAAAAUUAUCUACUGCUUACCUUUGUGUCUCGACAUAUGCUUCUGAUGCAUCGUGCUACCAGAGGCCAACAUUAUCCAGUAUCAUAGCGACGCUAAAAAUGCCUAUUGGUUACUCCGCAUAUUAUCAUCUGAUUUCUCAUAUAUAGAUAUUAAUUUCCUUUCAUGGGAGGCUUUAAUUAUAUUUUAGGGUGGUUGCGGAUGUGGUCGGCGGUUGAGGGAGGGUCUCCGACUAGAGCAGCAGGAGCAAGGAGCUCGAGGAGGUUCAGGUUUGCCUCUACAUCCUUUCUCUUUCCUCCACUUUCUUCUUGCAUUUAGAUGAUAGAAUUUGUGAUCAUGUGUAUGUGCAUUUAUGAGAUCUUUGCUGCUAGGUAUAUAGUUUAUGGUUACUGAAAUUGGAUAAUAGAGAGUCGCAACUUCAGUUUUCAAUUACAGUAGUUGAUGUGUUAUGUUUGCUGCAAUAUGUCAUGUGUGUUUGAGAGAGAGGGAUGAAAAAGAGGGGACUGGAAGCUUGAUCAUUGCCAGGAUCUAGAUUCAAAGAGAGGGAUAAAAAAGAAGGGACAUGGAUUCAGAGAGGGAUGAAAACAGGGGACUGAAAGAUCUUGCAUUGCGUUUCUUCAUCUACCAAUACGGUUUUGUGUACCAUUUGAACAUAACCAAGCAGUAUAACAAAAGUGUGCUGGUUUAUGGCUUCUCAUGGGAUGUGAUUCUGGUCAUGCUGCUUGUUAUGAAGGCCUUGCAUCCGAUCAUGACCAAGACAGUCACCUCCUAUGAUUGGGUCCCCUCCAUUGUCACCGAAGCUAUGCUUGAAGACUAUGUGAAGAUUGGUUUUUUUCCGGCCAAGGAUGCCAUUCAUUGGCGUGCUCCUAACUCGGAAGAAGCCAAACCUCAGCCGCAAGCCGGCGAAGUUAUUGUUUUCACGGAUCACAUGAACCGGGGCUUUUCACCGCCCGGGUCAAAAUUCUUUCGUGAUGUCCUGCACUUCAUGUAACUCUGCCCUCAAGAUAUCGGGCCCAAUUCCAUUUCCAACAUCUGCAACUUCCCGGUCUUUUGUGAAGUAUACCUUCAAUAAGAACCCAAUGUCGACCUUUUCAGAGAAUAUUUCUAUCUGAACCGCCAGAAUGAGUUUACUGAUGGCCCUAGUCAAUAACUCGGAGGAAUUUCAAUUCAGCGUCACAGAGACGCCAUUUUUUCUUAUGCUUCACUUCCAAGUCAUCCCAAAGAUUGGAAUCAAACCUGGUUUUACUACAAGGAUACUUCUCCGGCUGAUGAGAAUCCUCUGCCCGCCUUUUGUGAUCAAUGGCUCAACCCAAAGCAUCCCCUUCCUGGUCGACUUGGCACUGCUAAACGGGCCAAGGUUAU